AUGUCGAAUCUUGAUGACGAUGAAGCCCUCUUUGAGGAUUUAUAUGGAAAUGACGACGAGGAAAAGACAAGAACUGAGCCGGGGCAGGAGCAGGAAAAAUCGGUGACUCCUGAAGAUCCGCCCACGUCCAGUGCUGAUGCGGAAAAGGAUACCGCGGAGGAGACAAGGACAGAACCGCUGACGCAACCCUUGCCUCCUCCUACCACUGCAACCCAGGACCAGAGUCUGACUCAGUCCGUACCGGCACCACAAGCAUCACUUGUACCACCACCAGCAGCACCAGCACUAGCGGGUGGUGCUGGUGGAGCUGCUGGUGGAGUGGAAGAAAGUGCAGACUCAGUUCCACAGGCGACGCCACAAUUUGCAUUUGACCCAAACCAGUUUGCUCAAUUCAGCGGUAUGAUGCCCAUGCCCGGCCAAUUGCCGGGAGGAGUACCCCCUCCACCACCGCCAACCGUUCCUCCACAACAGCAGCAGCUGGGCAGCGCUUCUGCGAUGAGCCCGGGCUCGGACAUGGGACGUGAUAGUGGGAAAAUGUUUGUUGGUGGACUCAAUUGGGAUACAACAGAGGAAGGAUUGGUGAACCAUUUUUCCAAGUAUGGUGAAGUUGUUGAUUACACGAUUAUGAAAGAUAACGCCACCGGCAGAUCGAGAGGAUUUGGGUUCUUGACGUUUAGAGAUCCGCGGUCCGUGGACCAGGUGAUUAAAGAAGAGCACAUUUUGGAUGGGAAGUUGAUUGAUCCAAAGAGAGCCAUUGCGAGAGAGGAUCAGGAUAGAGUCGGCAAGAUCUUUAUUGGCGGGAUCGACCCCAUGGUGACGGAAACAGAGUUUAAUGAGUUUUUCUCGAAAUUCGGUAGCAUCAUUGAUUGCCAGUUGAUGAUUGACAAAGAUACGGGAAGGUCGCGUGGGUUCGGCUUUAUCACAUUCGACUCUCCCGAUGCCGUGGACCGCGUUUGCGUCAACAAGUAUCUCAAAUUGAAAGGCAAGUCGAUGGAAGUCAAGCGCGCGGCGCCUCGUGGACAGCACAACCAGCAAGUUGCCAUGCAACAGCAACAGCAGCAACAACAACAGCAGCAACAAGCGGCGCAACAAGCUCAGCAGACGGGCCAAGCUUACAACCCAUACGGGGCUCAGUACGGCCAGAUGUUCCAACAGAUGAACCCCGCCAUGAACCAGGAGUACAUGAGAUAUUUCCAGUGGAUGAUGUACCAGCAGGCACAAGCCCAGGCGCAGCAACAAGCCGCCGCUGCGGGAGGCGAAGCGCAGCCCGCUCAGCCUUUGAAUCCGCAGCAGCAGGCCGAGGAGCCCGACGCUGGAGACGACGCUGGUGCUCAACGCGCAUCUGCAUCUACAUCCGCCCCGCCAUCCAAUGGCACUCCACCGAGCGAAAGACCCAAUAUCCCAACGGGACCCAAGAGAUUGCCUCCAAAUGGACCACGGGGCGGCAGAGGUGGAUAUAGAAGAGGACGCGGUGGCUUUCAUCCGUACAGGGGAGGAAGAAGAUUCGGUUAG
Molecule: messenger RNA, 1512 nt
Organism: Lodderomyces beijingensis
Lineage: Eukaryota; Fungi; Ascomycota; Pichiomycetes; Serinales; Debaryomycetaceae
Source: the annotation of a GenBank genome assembly